Rhododendron vialii is the source of this 5997-nucleotide messenger RNA. Its product is annotated as protein NETWORKED 1D. Gene Ontology annotation, cellular component: plasma membrane. Gene Ontology annotation, molecular function: actin filament binding. Lineage: Eukaryota; Viridiplantae; Streptophyta; Magnoliopsida; Ericales; Ericaceae. The coding region runs from base 553 to 5691 and encodes 1712 amino acids. The transcript is spliced from 5 exons. The record is from RefSeq and is a predicted model, not a curated record.
UUGAGAGAGGCAUUAGAAAGGAAAUAUGCUGUAAUUAAGCCUGUUUUCUUUCCUUAUUUUGUACUCCUACUUGUUUCUUUAGCCCUUCUUUCCCAUUCGACAGUUCCACAAAGGCUCCUCCAACCUUGCUAGAACAGCACAGCAUAGAACCCCAAAAAGAUUCUACAUAUGGAGAGAGAAAGAAAGAGGGACUUUUUAGAGAGAGAAGUCAGAUCCGUCAAUGGGGUGAUAAGAAAGGCAGAGCAGCUGGAGACGCUUCCUACAGCUGCAAAUCAAAUACCCAGUAUUGAUUUGUUCUGGUAACUUAUUGACUAAUCUGUGAACUGAAGGCAACAACUCUUUGGUAGUACGUGAUUUCUGCUUUUGGUUUUGGUUUCUGUUAGGUAAAAGGAGGGGAGCUUGAAAACUUGAUUCUGUUCAGUAAUUGGCAGUUGGGUUGUCAAAGCAUUUUUAGACAUCUGGUGGUAGUUGGGUCAGUUACUUGGGUUCUGUAUUGGUGAAUUGAGCUUUCGCGCGGUUGGUAUUCGAGGUUUACAGCAUCUGUUUGGAGUCAUGGCAUCCUUCAAACAUCCGGAAUCUAGACGCAUGUAUUCUUGGUGGUGGGAUAGCCACAUAAGCCCCAAAAAUUCGAAAUGGCUUCAGGAGAAUCUUACAGAUAUGGAUGCCAAAGUGAAAGCUAUGAUCAAACUUAUUGAAGAGGAUGCUGAUUCCUUUGCAAGGAGGGCGGAGAUGUACUACAAGAAACGUCCAGAGCUUAUGAAACUGGUUGAAGAAUUCUACAGAGCAUAUCGUGCAUUGGCUGAAAGAUACGAUAAUGCAACUGGGGUGCUUCGGCAGGCCCACAGGACUAUGGCAGAAGUGUUUCCAAAUCAAGGCCCGUUUGAUGAUUCUGAGACGGAUCCCCGUACGCCUGAUAUGCCACCCCCAAUGCAUGCAUUUUUUGAUCCUGAUGAUCUCCAUAAGGAUGCUUCAGGACUGACUCCAUCUCCUUUUCAUGCUCUAAAGAAGAACGGGGCUUUCACUGAUGAAUCCGAUUCAGUACGGAAUAGAAAGGGUUUGAAACAGUUCAAUGACAUAUUUGGGUCUGGAAGGGUGAGAAAAGGACUCAAUUUUCAUGAGGCAGAAGAAACAAUGACCCAAAAUCGAGACUUUUCUGAGUCUGUGCCGGUGGGGAAAUGUGAGAAGGAAAUUCAAGCAUUAAAGGAAACCCUUGCCAAAUUAGAAGCUGAAAAGGAUGCUGGGUUAGCUCAUUACCAACAGAGUUUGGAGAAAUUGUCUGAGCUAGAGUCCAAUAUAUCUCGUGCGCAUGAGGAUUCUAAAGCGCUUAAUGAACGAGCAAACAUAGCCGAAGGUGAAGUUCAAACAUUGAAGGAAGCUCUUGCUAAAUUAGAAGCUGAAAAAGAAGCUAGCCUCGCUCAGUACCAGCAGUGUUUAGAAAGAAUUGCCAAUCUGGAAAACAUUCUUUCUCAUGCCAAAGAAGAUGCAGGGGAGCUCAAAGAGAGGGCCCUCAAAGCUGAAAACGAAGCUCAAGCCCUAAAGCAAGACCUUGACCAACAAAAACAAUCUUUGGAGACGAUUUCGAGUUUGGAGAACAAGUUACUGCUUGCCGACGAGGAUGCUAAAAGGCUUUGUGAAAGAGCUAACAAAGCUGAAAUGGAAGUAGAAACCAUAAAGCAAGCUCUUGUGAAGUUGACUGAAGAGAAGGAAUCUGCUGCUAUUCAGUACCAGAAGUGCUUGGAGACUAUUUCAAGUCUAGAGAGUAAAAUCAUUUUCGCUCAAGAGGAGGCAAAAAGGCUUAAUGGGGAAAUAGAAAGUGGGGUUGCUAAGUUGAAGGGUGCAGAAGAACAAUGUGCUCUGUUGGAAAGAUCGAAUCAGUCUCUUCACUCCGAGUUGGAAUCUUUGGUCGUGAAAGUGAAUGGUCAAAGCGAAGAACUUAUGGAGAAGCAGAAGGAGUUAGGAAGAUUGUGGGCAUGCUUGCAAGAAGAGCGAUUGCGGUUUGUGGAGGCUGAAACUGCUUUCCAAACUUUACAGCAUUUGCACUGUCAAACUCAGGAAGACUUGAGGACUCUGGCUGCCGAGCUCCAGAAUGGGGCCCUACUCUUGAGGGAUGCUGAAACUCAUAAUUGCAGUUUGAAGGAUGAAACCAUGAAGCUUAAGGAGGAGAACAAGAGCCUCAAUGAGAUUAACUUGUCUUCAACAAUGUCGAUAAAAGAUAUGCAAAAUGAGAUAUUUGGCUUGAGGGAUACCCAAGGGAAACUCCAAGAGGAGGUUGAGCUCCGGGUGGAUCAAAGGAAUGCUCUUCAACAAGAGAUUUACUGUCUUAAGGAGGAAUUGAAGGAGCUGAACUGGAAUCACCAGGCUACGAUGGACCAGGUUAAGGCAGUAGGCUUCAGCACAGAGAAUUUUGAAUCAUCAGUUAAGGAGCUGCAGGGCGAGAAUGCGAGCCUGAAGGAAAAAUGGGAGAUAGAAAGAAGUGAGAAAGUAGCCCUUUUGGAGAAGUUGGAAGUCAUGGAACAGCUUAUUGAGAAAAAUGCCCUUUUGGAGAAGUCACUUUCAGAUGCUUGUGCUGAGUUAGAAAUGGCUAAAAGCAAGAUAAUUGCACUGGAAGAGUCCUUGCAAUCUCUUCUGGAAGAAAAAUCUAAUCUUGUUUCUGAGAAGGCAACUGUAAUGACUCAGUUACAGAUGACAACUGGGAAUUUGGGGAAACUCUCUGAUGAAAACACCUUUCUGGGGAAUUCCCUUUCGGAUGCACAAGAUGAACUUGAAGGGUUGAAGAUAAGAUCAAAAAGCGUGGAAGAUUCAUGCCAGUUGCUUGAAAAUGAGAAGUCUGGUCUUAUUCAUGAGAAGGUUACCUUAGUUUCUCAGGUGGAAAUGACUCGGCUAAGAUUAGAAGACCUUGACAAAAGAUAUAGAGAAUUAGAAGAAAAAUACUCAGCUCUGGAGGAAGAGAAAGAGUCCAAACUUCGUGAAAUAGAAGAACUACGUGUUUCCUUGGAUUUGGAAAAGCAAGAAAAUUUGAGUUUUGCCCAAAUGAGUGAGACACAGUUGGCUUUUAUGACAAACCAGAUAUGUCUCUUACAAGAAGAAGGUCACAGCAGGAGGAGAGAUUUCGAAGAAGAGCUAGAUAAAUCCAUGAAAUACCAGCUUGAGAUUUUCAUUUUGCAGAGAUGCGUACGUGAUCUGGAACAAAAGAGCCAGUCUCUGUCAAUUGAGUUUCAGAAGCUCCUGGAGGAAUCCAAAUUGUCAGAAAAGCUGAUCUCUGAAUUAGAGCGUGAGAAUCUUGAGCAACAGGUGGAAGUGAAAUCCUUGUCUGAUCAAACCAGUAGAUUUAGGAUUGGGAUGUUUGAGCUGUUGAGAGCUUUCGACAUUCAUCUAGAUCAUGGGUGUGAAGAUAAGAUUGGGAAGGACCAAACUUAUUGGAACCACAUGCUAAGCAAACUUGAAGAUACAAAGAAUGAAAAUCAACAGCUGGCGAUUGAGAUGUCGGUUCUUGUAACGGUGCUUGGGCAUCUAAAAUUGGAAGCAACAACCCUUGAAACGGAAAGAAACUGGCUUGAUAAGGAACUUGGAAUCAAGAAUGAACAGUUGUCUGCAUUGCAGUUUGAGGCAAACAAGCUUCUUGAAAUGAAUGAAGAACUUCGAUUAAGACUGAGGGAGAGGGACCAAAAAGAGGAAGUACUAACAACUGAGCUAGAGAAUCUUCAUGGGGAGUUCUCAGAUAUGCAUGGGGCUUGCCAGAAUUUACAGAAGGAGAACUUAAAUGCACUUGAAGAAAAGAGAACCUUGACAAAGGAACUCUCGAACUUGGAGGGGAAAAAUCGUACUCUUGAAGGGGAAAAUUUUUCUAUCAUUGGUGAGAUAUUGUCUCUGAGCACCCUCUCUUUGAUUUUCCAGAAUGUUAUUAAUGAGAAAUCUCUUGAACUGAAAGAGGUUGGUGAAGAUCUAGACAAACUUCAUGGUGUCAAUAGUGCCCUUGAGGCCAAUCUGAGAACAAUAGGAGGAAAAUUGGUAGAGGUGGAAAAUGAAAAUUUUCAUCUGAAGGAGCGGUUGAAGAACUCGGAGGAUGAGUUGAGAACAGUUAGAUUUGUCAGUGCUCAGUUGAAUGAUGAAAUUGCAAGUGGCAAGAAUCUGUUGAGUCAAAAGGAUGUCAAACUUUUCGAAGCAGAAUGCAAGCUUACUGCCAUGGAAAACGAGAAAUCUGAGUUGCAAAAAGUAGUGGAGGAUAUGAAAAUGGAACAUGAUGAGGUCACAAAGUGUUUUGGUGAAGUGCAGAUCUCCACUGUCUUGCUGGCUGUGUUAGAAGGAAAGGUUGUUGAGCUCACUGAAGCAUGCAAAAGCCUUGAAGAUGGAACUGCUUCCAAAGAUGCGCACAUAGAACUGCUUGAAGAAAGAAAGAGCACUUUGGAAGGUGAAAAUGGAGUGCUUAAAGCUCAGUUGGCUGCAUAUGCCCCUGCCAUCAAUUCUUUGAAGGAUUGCAUAUCUUCCCUGGAGAACCUUGUCUGUUUGCAUAGAGAGCUUCAGGAGACCAACGACGAGAAAGUUAAGGAUACUGAAUUGGCGAGCCAUCAUCAUGUUGAAUACGGUGAACAAUUGAGUGCAGAUCAAAAGAUUCCAGAUGAAUUGUCAGAGUUUCUGGGUUUGCAAAAAAGGGUCAAAGUUGUUGAGAAAGCACUGAUUGCAAUAGAAAAGCUCGUGACAAAGGAAAACAUCAGCGCUAAUACCAAGCUAGAGGCUGCAAUGAGACAGAUUGAAGAGUUAAAAUUGAAAGGUGGCUCAAACCCAGAAAAUGUCAAGCGACCACAUGAGAUCUCUGAAUCGGAGAAUGGACUUCUGACAAAGGACAUUGUACUCGAUCAGAUAUCCGAAUGUUCAUCCUAUGGGGUAAGCAAGAGAGAGAGGCUCAAUGCUGGUAGUCAGAAGCUUGGGUCAUGGGAUAAUGCUGAUAGUCAGAGGUCUGAUAGUCAGAGGUUCGAGUCAUGGGAUGCUGCUGAUGAGGAUGGAAGCAUUGAUCUUACCGUUGGGAAGGGAAAGCAAGAGAAGGGUAAAAAAGUCAAUUCAGAAAUAAUGGUUGAAAAGGAGUUGGGUGUGGACAAAUUAGAGAUUGCAAGGACGUUUUCGCAGCCCCGUCGAGAAAUUAACAAGACCAAGGUGUUGGAAAGGCUUAAUUCUGAUGUGCAGAGAUUGACAAACCUUCAAAUCACAGUACAAGAUUUGAAGAGGAAAAUGGAGAUUACUGAGAAGGGCAAAAAGGGAAAGGAGGGUAAGGAUACCGUCGAUCGUGAUACACUGAAGGAGCAGCUGGUAGAAGCUGAGGAGGCCAUAAUGAAGUUUUUCGAUCUUAAUGGGAAAUUGAUGAAGAGUGUUGAAGACGGAUUCUUUUCUGCUGCUGAUGCUAAACCUGGGAUGGACUCAGAAGAGAGUGGAAAUGCCAGGAGGAGGAGGAUUUCAGAACAAGCGCGAAGAGUGUCUGAGAAAAUUGGGCGGUUGCAGUUGGAAGUACAGAAAAUACAGUUUGUUUUGCUGAAACUUGAUGAUGAAAGCGAAAAGGAGCUCAAAGCAAAGGCUAGAAUCGCGGAAGCAAAGAGAAGGAUUCUGCUACGCGACUAUUUAUACGGUGGUGGGAGAAACAUCAACAAGAAAAAGCGAUCGGCUUUUUGUGCUUGUGUCCAGCCUUCAACGAGGGGAGACUGAGUUAUUAUAUAUAUCUUCCCGGCACAACAGUAGAGCUCUUCUUUUUUCUUUUCUUUUUUCGUGUUGUGUAUAAUGUUCCCUCUAGAGUUAUUUCAAGACUUAAUACUAUGGGUUUUUUUGGUUUGAUCGCAGGAUUUUGUCUUUCUAUAGUUCAGGGAAACUGCUGUAUAUGUCAGGCCCUAUCUAUCAUAAGAAGCUUCUCUUGAGGAGAGCUUGUUUCCUUUUGUUUUUUGUAGUUUACGAUAAUAAUUUUGAUCUUGUCUGGGAACUCUGCUUCGUCAUAAAUCAAUCCUUUUUCUGCUACAA